Molecule: messenger RNA, 312 nt
Organism: Cotesia congregata
Lineage: Eukaryota; Metazoa; Arthropoda; Insecta; Hymenoptera; Braconidae
Source: the annotation of a GenBank genome assembly
AUGUCGACUAUUCAAUACCACAAGUGUGCAGAAUCUUACGUGGACAGUUACUGUGUUUUGAAAUUGGGCAGCCGAGAUAUGAUUCGAUUCUUUAUAUCAUUUACAGGUCGUGAGUUUUUGAAUCCAUCUAUAGAACAUACCCAUCUGUGGAAUAUUAAUUGCAGCUUUAUGGUAGCUGAUUCUUACAGAAUGUCUGUGAGACAAUUAUCAAAACUGUUUUUUCAACCUGAAGCUAGUGUCGAUAAUUUCGGAAAAGAAUUUCAAAAAGAACUUAAUCGUCUUGAUAAAAACACUGCUUCCAACACAAUUUAA